GUCACUCCAGAAGGUUCGUUCUUCUCGUUUCCUUGACUUGUCAAGACGUUUGCCGCUUUGUUUUUUGGCAUUUUAGUGGUAAUAACCGCCAGAAAUGGCAUCGAGGAGGUGGUUUCAUCCUAACAUAUCAGGGUUAGAAGCAGAACAACUCUUGAUAGAACGAGGAUUUGAUGGAAGUUUUCUGGCAAGACCAAGUAAAAGUAAUCCUGGAGAUUUCACAUUAUCUGUAAGACGUAAUGGGGAAGUUACACAUAUUAAAAUUCAAAACACUGGAGACUUCUACGAUUUGUAUGGCGGUGAAAAGUUUGCAACAUUGGCAGAGUUGGUGGAAUACUACACACAGUGUAGAGGUCAAUUGAAAGAAAAAAAUGGAGAGAUCAUAAAAUUAUUAUAUCCCUUGAAUUCAGCUGAUCCAACAACAGAAAGAUGGUUUCAUGGUCACAUUUCUGGUAAAGAAGCUGAGCGUUGUUUGAUGGAGAAAGGCAAAAAUGGUAGUUAUCUUGUGAGAGAAAGUCAAAGUAAACCCGGGGAUUUUGUCUUGUCGGUUCGCUGUGAAGAAAGAGUUACACAUAUUAUGAUUCGAUCACAGGACAAUAAAUACGAUGUGGGAGGUGGAGAAAGAUUUGUCAGUUUGACUGAUUUAGUAGAGCAUUAUAAGAAAAAUCCUAUGGUUGAAACUUCUGGAACCGUUGUUAAUUUGAGAAUGCCAUUCAAUGCAACUCGGAUCAGUGCGUCGGGUAUUGAUACACGAGUACGUGAACUCAUGAGAACAUUGGACAAGCCAGAGGGUGGUACAACAAAAGCUGGAUUCUGGGAAGAAUUUGAG
Messenger RNA from Saccoglossus kowalevskii, 826 nucleotides. Its product is annotated as tyrosine-protein phosphatase non-receptor type 11-like. The record is from RefSeq and is a predicted model, not a curated record. Gene Ontology annotation, cellular component: cytoplasm. Gene Ontology annotation, biological process: protein dephosphorylation; positive regulation of ERK1 and ERK2 cascade. Gene Ontology annotation, molecular function: non-membrane spanning protein tyrosine phosphatase activity; receptor tyrosine kinase binding; cell adhesion molecule binding. NCBI's taxonomy places the organism in Eukaryota, Metazoa, Hemichordata, Enteropneusta, Harrimaniidae.